This is a messenger RNA of Magallana angulata, 1451 nucleotides long. Its product is annotated as COP9 signalosome complex subunit 3-like. Gene Ontology annotation, molecular function: protein binding. The transcript is spliced from 15 exons. The record is from RefSeq and is a predicted model, not a curated record. Gene Ontology annotation, biological process: ubiquitin-dependent protein catabolic process. Gene Ontology annotation, cellular component: COP9 signalosome. Lineage: Eukaryota; Metazoa; Mollusca; Bivalvia; Ostreida; Ostreidae. The coding region runs from base 81 to 1358 and encodes 425 amino acids.
AAAAGUAAAAUAAAUAUAAUCAAAAUUAUAAUGUUUUUAUUUUAGUUUUUAUUUGAUAUAAGAGAUAUCACAAAUCGAAAAUGGCUGCCGCCUUGGAACAGUAUGUAAAUACAGUUCAAAAUUUGUCUUCACAAGGAAAUUUUUCACAGUUAUGUGAAUAUAUUGGAAAGAGUGCAGAAGCCUUGGCAAAAAAUGCUAAUCAUUUGGAUAAUGUUUUGGCAACCCUUGACAUUCAACAGCACUCAUUAGGAAUACUUGGAAUUUUAUGUGUGAAGUACAACCUGCCAAAUAUACCCGACUUUGAAACACUUUUUCUACAGACACAAGAAUUCAUUAAUGACUGCAAUGGAGAACAUGUUAGAUAUGCGACAGACAGCUUUGCAGAUUUGUGUCACAAGUUCACUCAAAAUCUUGUGGAAAAGAAACAGCCAAUGAGAGGGAUCACAAUUUUGGUAAAAGCCAUUAACAAGAUACAGCUCUUUCCUGCCCAAUUAACGUCCAUACAUGCUGACAUGUGUCAAUUGUGUUUGUUAUCAAAGAACAUGAGACCAGCUCUCCAGUUUCUGGACCGGGAUAUCACAGAUAUCAGUAAAGAGGGAGGACAUUAUGAUGCCAAAGAUUUUCUCCUAUACUACUAUUAUGGAGGAAUGAUCUAUACUGCUCUAAAAGACUAUGAAAAGGCUCUUUAUAUGUUUGAAAUUGCAAUAACUACUCCCAGUAUGGCAGUCAGCCACAUCAUGCUAGAAUCGUACAAGAAAUUCAUCCUAGUGGCCCUUAUAUUACAUGGGAAGGUUCCAAAUCUCCCAAAGUAUGUUUCCCAAGUAGUUUCCCGAUAUAUCAAGCCUUUAUGUCAAGCCUACCACGAUCUGGCCCUGUCCUACGGCUCCAACACUCCCUCCGACCUACGGACCAUCAUCAACAAAUAUCAGGAGACGUUCACCAGGGACAACAAUAUGGGCUUGGUCAAACAAUGUCUAACUUCGCUGUACAAGAAAAAUAUUCAGAGGUUAACGAAGACAUUUUUGACACUGUCUUUGGCUGACAUGGCUAAUCGAGUUCAGUUAUCAAGUCCUAAAGAAGCAGAGAAAUAUGUUUUACACAUGAUUGAAGAUGGUGAAAUUUUUGCAACAAUAAAUCAAAAAGAUGGCAUGGUCAGUUUCCAUGACAACCCAGAACAAUAUAAAAGUGCUGCCAUGUUGCUACAGCUUGAUCAAGAGAUGCAGAAAGCUAUUCAGGUAGAAGAAAAACUAAGGGAAAUGGACAGAGAAAUUGCUGUCAAUCCACAGUUUGUACAAAAGAGUUCAGGAUCACAUGAAGAUGACCUUCCAGGAAGUUCAAUAAAAGGGCAAGGCUACUGAUAAACUGUUCACACUUAAUAUUGUGCUAUUUUACUCUGUUAUUGUAUAAAGUGCUCUAUAUGAUCAUGAUCUUAUAAAACAAUUAAAAUUUGA